UCCAAAAUGCGUCGUACUGCGCUCUUCCUUCCAAGGAACAACAUGGCGGACUUCUGAGACUCCUCUAUUUUUCCUCUUUUUCUACAGCAAGAACUGUGUGUCUGCUCUUCCUUUGAUCGUUCCUUAUAACUCCAAGCAUGGGAGACUUACCGCCUGGGUUUUAUCGGACUGAACUCGUCAAUACAGUGUACGAAGUUCCGCGCAAGUAUCAAGAGUUGAGUCCUAUCGGGACAGGAGCUUACGGUCAAGUUUGCUCCUCAACAAUCACAGAACCAGACCCAACAAACCCAGAUGGGCCAAACACUGUUGCUAUCAAGAAGCUUUCAAGACCCUUUCAGUCUACCAUGCACGCCAAGAGAACAUACAGAGAAUUAAAGCUGUUGAGACACAUGAGGCAUGAGAAUGUCAUUAGUCUGUUAGAUGUCUUCACUACUGCAUCUGCCUUUGAACACUUCCAAGAUGUAUACAUGGUAACUGAACUGAUGGGUUCAGACCUGAAUGGCAUUCUGAGAUUUCAAAAGCUGUCUGAUGAACAUGUGCAGUUUUUAGUCUACCAGAUCCUAAGAGGACUUAAAUAUAUUCAUUCAGCCGGAGUAAUCCACAGAGAUCUAAAGCCAAGUAAUAUUGCAGUCAAUGAAGACUGUGAAUUGAAGAUUCUGGAUUUUGGGCUAGCAAGAAUGACAGAUGCUGAGAUGACCGGUUAUGUUGCAACACGGUGGUACAGAGCACCAGAAAUCAUGUUGAACUGGAUGCACUACAAUCAAACAGUUGACAUUUGGUCUGUUGGAUGCAUUAUGGCUGAACUUUUAACUUCAAAAACACUCUUUCCUGGAAAUGACCACAUUGAUCAACUCACAAAAAUUAUGCAAUUGGUGGGCAAACCCUCUGACGAUUUCCUGCAAAAAAUUGACAGCGAGUCGGCAAGAAAUUACAUAGCUCAAAUGCCAGAUUAUAGAAAAACACCAUUUGAUGAGUAUUUCGUUGGAGCCAACCCAUUAGCUGUAGAUUUGUUGGAAAAGAUGUUAAACCUUGACACAGAUCAUCGGAUAACGGCUGUGGAGGCUUUAAGCCACCCAUACCUAGCAUCCUAUGCUGAUCCAAAUGAUGAGCCAACAUGCUCCACUUUUGAUGAUUCUUUUGAUGAGAAGGAACUGUCUAUUGAAGGAUGGAGAGCCUUGGUGUACCAAGAAAUCUUGGACUUCCAACAGAAGAGAUCCAUGGCUAUUGAGGAGGCGGCAAAAGAGGAGGAACCUAUGCAGUCGUGAUGGGAUUACCUCCAUAUUUUAGCAUUUUUCUGGGUCAGACAAGUAUGGAUUUUAUAGAGCUAGGACUCCUGUACCUAUUCAAUCCAACAUCCUCAUUCGUUACUUUUGGCACCCAAGUAGCAGCUUUGUUGUCCUCCUGGCCUCUGUAUGCUCCCCCUCUUCCCCCCCAAUACUUCAAGGCAAGCCCUAGCAUGGCCUCUAUGAAUAAUUUGUAAAGUAAACUGAUAAAAAACAAUGAUGUUGACAUGAGCUUAACUAGCCAACUAACAAGGCAAAGAAUGCAGUGCACAUGACUGCCUGAAAUAAUCUCCCUUGGUAGGGAAAUCAAUGAAAAUAAAAUAUGUUAUUUGGCUCUGUAUUGGUGGCCAUGGUAGGCCAUUUUUAAGCACUGGUUAUUUCUCCAUUUGGCCGAAAGAGAAAUAGGAGGGGAUCAUUUUGACCAUAUUCUCACGCAUUUUUAUUUUUCAUUAUGUAAAACACCUCAGUUUGUAAAGCCCCAUGUAAAUAGCACCAGCUGGCCCCUAUACUGUGUAAACCAAGACAAAUGAACAAAAAGUUUGCCACAUCUCUCCAACCAGGACCCUGGCAGGGGGUGGAGCACCCGCAAUAUUUGAAUUAUAAGAAAAUGACCACUAGGGGUUUGGCUGUGACCCCAUCUUUCUCAAAAUCUUUCUAAUAUUUCCACUACAGCUCUGCUAACAAGGUAAAGCCUACUUUUUAUGGGGUUCACAAAACUGAUAGUGUUUUAUCUAGAUAGAUAGAUUAAAUCUGUAGGAUAAAUUUAAAUUAUAUUUUAUUCCAUGUUUUUUUUAGUUUUGACUGAUUUUGUAUAUGAAAAAUUCUGUAUAGUAACAUACUUGUCCUUUCUUCGAACUGUAACAUUGUAUAAUAAAUAGUAAAAUUCUUUUAACAUGAA
Molecule: messenger RNA, 2181 nt
Organism: Nematostella vectensis (starlet sea anemone)
Lineage: Eukaryota; Metazoa; Cnidaria; Anthozoa; Actiniaria; Edwardsiidae
Product: mitogen-activated protein kinase 14
Exons: 11
Coding region: 138-1265 (375 amino acids)
Biological process (GO): protein phosphorylation; intracellular signal transduction
Cellular component (GO): nucleus; cytoplasm
Molecular function (GO): MAP kinase activity; ATP binding
Source: RefSeq, a predicted model, not a curated record